Molecule: messenger RNA, 1494 nt
Organism: Pseudophryne corroboree (corroboree frog)
Lineage: Eukaryota; Metazoa; Chordata; Amphibia; Anura; Myobatrachidae
Product: cyclin-dependent kinase 5 activator 1-like
Exons: 2
Coding region: 133-915 (260 amino acids)
Biological process (GO): axon guidance; brain development
Cellular component (GO): protein kinase 5 complex; cytoplasm; growth cone
Molecular function (GO): cyclin-dependent protein serine/threonine kinase activator activity; protein kinase binding
Source: RefSeq, a predicted model, not a curated record
GUGAAGGAGACAGACCGUAUCUAUCUGAUUGCUUUCCGCAGUCAGAGCCACCGCAGUCUGAAUCCAAAACUUGAUUCUUGCAGAUAUUUUGUUUGCAGGUUUCACAGAUAGAGAAGAAGAUCUUGAAUAAGAAUGUGGAACGGUUUCCCAUUCUCGUGCUGCCGCAAGGCAAGCCUACCGGAUGAAGAGUCAUCAACUGGGGCCCAUCGCCCUGCUGUCCAGGACAGCGUGACCGGAAGAUCUGGUGAGAGACGAUCGCUCCUCUGGUGCUUUAGACGCCUUAUGACCAAACGGAGACAACCCAAAGCUGGCCAAACCAAUGUCACCCACCUCGUCAAUGACAGCCUAAAGAGUUCCCUGUCGUGCGUUGACUUAACAAACUUCACCCAGGCCACAGAUAAUACUUUUGGGAAGAGAUCUGCGUCUCCAAAAUGCCAGAUGGUGCGGGCAACCACCAGCGAGCUCCUAAGCAAUCUUGGGGAGUUCAUAUGCCGGAGAUGUGACAAGAUGAAGAAUCUGUCACCAACAAACAUCAUUUCAUGGAUGACAUAUAUAGACAAGCUUCUCACUGGAUGGGAACAGCCAGUAGGCUUUCUUACCCCAGGCAAUGUCGUCUUUCUAUACAUGCUCUGCCGAGAAGUCAUUUCAUCAGAGCUGGACAACGAGCAAGAACUACAGGCACAUAUGUCAACAUGCCUGUACCUGGCUUUCACAUACAUGGGCAGUGAGACCACCUACCCACUGAGGCCUUUCCUGGUCGAAAGCUCAAAGGAGGCCUUCUGGAGCCGUUGCCUCUCUGUGAUUAACCAGAUGAGCUCAAAGAUGCUGCGCAUCAAUGCCGACCUUGAAUAUUUCACAGAGGUCUUUAAUGAUCUCAGAGCUGAGGGUGGACAGGAGAACACAAAUAUGGCUUAAACAUCAUGUCCAUCCAAGCUGUCAGAAUAUGGAUGACGUCACCUUGGCCUAUAUCACCUGACUUUAAACCAGCUAUGGAAGAGAAGUCAUUGCCAGAACAACGUCUCCUGCUAUCUUGCUAUCAGCUCCAGGCUCUGCACCAUACACCACAAGCUCCAUCAUCAGCUCCAGGCUGUGCGCCAUAGACAGCCUGUGCUCCACACAAAGCAAGAUCUCCCACCAAUCCAGCCUAUGUGACCUUCAUAGCCGGUCCCAAGCCCAGAAAGUUAAAUGAACGUACGAGAACGCUGCUUCCAGGGAGAUGUAGCUGUUGCCCUGGGCGACGUGAGGGUAGCUCGCUGCCGGAGUCCAGGCCGGAAUGAUUAAGAUGGCUUCUGGAAUGCUCGGAUGCACGCGUGUUGGGCAGGAGGAUCUGGGUGAUCUUUGGAGAUGAAAUUCCAGCGUCGUAGGAAGAUUUCUCCCUGUCAUUGCUGAGGUGCUGCCUUGCGGGGCUGCCGACGUGUCCUGCGUGUAAGGACACCUCUCUUGUGUUCACAUUUCGGGCUCUGCAUUGACCUUGGGAAAAAUACAAAUGUUAUU